AUGGGUAGUGACAAUUUAAAAAAGGGAGAAGUUAGCCGAAAAGAUGGUCCAGUGGCAGAACCGGGACUAGCGACCAAGAAAGACAAUUCUUAUUCAAUUACUAAAAGAACUCACCCUUUAACUACUAAAAUAUCCCCGUAG
Molecule: messenger RNA, 141 nt
Organism: Racocetra persica
Lineage: Eukaryota; Fungi; Glomeromycota; Glomeromycetes; Diversisporales; Gigasporaceae
Source: the annotation of a GenBank genome assembly